Molecule: messenger RNA, 1314 nt
Organism: Rhincodon typus (whale shark)
Lineage: Eukaryota; Metazoa; Chordata; Chondrichthyes; Orectolobiformes; Rhincodontidae
Gene: cxcl14
Product: chemokine (C-X-C motif) ligand 14
Exons: 4
Coding region: 306-608 (100 amino acids)
Biological process (GO): antimicrobial humoral immune response mediated by antimicrobial peptide; cell chemotaxis
Cellular component (GO): extracellular region
Molecular function (GO): chemokine activity
Source: RefSeq, a predicted model, not a curated record
GGCUCCCUGCACCUGCUUCCCCGUCCGUCCACAGACACACUCCUCCCACACUGCCGCCUGCUCGGCCCCAUCCCCACUCCACCGUCCUCACCAUUUGGUCAUAUCUAUGAUUCGCGGAAUUGUUAUGCAUAAUAAUUAGGCUUUAUUAUAAACCGGAGCGGAUCGAGCGGCUGCGCUCAGACAGUGUGUGUAGUGGAGUCUCGGUCUGUGAGCUCGGAGCCCAGACCCAUUGCGUGCGUGUGUGUGUGGGUGGGGGGGAACCUGUUGACCGUAGAGACUCUACAGAUCACUGCCAGCCCACCACCAUGAGGGGGUUGGUCGCAGCUACUCUCCUCCUGCUGCUCGUCGUUAUAUGCUGCGUUGAUGUCGAAGCUUACAAAUGUAAGUGCAGCCGGAAAAGUCCGAAGAUCAGCUAUAAGGACGUGAGGAAAGUGGAAUCUAAACCACGUUACCCCUACUGCAAAGAAAAAAUGAUCUUUGUCACCAUGGCAAAAGGAGCUCGAUUCAAGGGUCGCCAGUACUGUUUACACCCCAAACUUCCGACCACCAGGCAUCUGCUCAAACGGUACAAAACCUGGAGGGAAGAUCUUCGGGUUUAUGUGGAGUAAAUUUCUCUCCUUUUCCUAAGUAAACUACGAAAGUCUGAUUAAAGGAUCUCCGUCUCCAGCACAAUGAGCCCUUCUCUCUGUUUCUCUCACACACACAUACACAAUGGUCAGUCACAGCAGCAGGCUCACAUUGACAGAAUGGUUUGCGAACUCUUGUCACACAGCUUCGUGCUCCAAUCUGCAGACUCUUCUCGUCUCUGAAUGUGUGGGUACAAAUACAUGAUUAAAAACAAACGACUUUCUUUAUUGAAUAUUGACGUAAUUUGAUAUUUUUUGGAUUUCAUUGCCCGGUUUAUUGUAAUAUUUAAAGGACCUCUUGCGACUUCAAACCACUUGUGCUGGAACAAUUCCCUUUCAUUUGAACACCGAGAGCGCGUCUUAAGGGGACUGUCGUGAAUUAAACGAAGAAAAUGAUUUAAGAAAACACUAUAUUCUGCUUUUGUCUCUUGGGGGAAGUUGUUGGGGGUGGGUGAAAUCAGUACUCUGUUAGAAGCAAUACUAAACAAUGGGUUGGCUCAUAGAAAGCGGUGAAGUUAUAGUCGUGGUUCCAGCUGCGCUUUGCUUAUUAUCUGUAUUACUGCCAAAUUGUAUUCAUAAUCGCAAUCUACAGUGUACUUACUGUCUGUAAAUAUAGCAGCGUUGACACUUUGUAAUCAUGGUUCGAAUAAAAUUUGGAGUAUUUUCAAAUAAAAUUUAAGAAACUGCA